AGAGCGCGGCGUUGCGGACGGCGGCGGCGAAGGGCAAAAGAAAGAGGCGUCCCGCGAUCAGAGAGCAGGCCGCAUUCGGGGUCCGCACGCUAAGCACUCAGGAUGUGUCGCGCAAGUUCUUCGUACGCUACGCGGUGGUGGGCCCUCGUCGCUGCCGGCUUGGCCGUCGCGGCCUUCUGCCACGCGCUCGAACAGGAUGACGGAACCGACAACGCAACAGACUCUUGCCCACCCAUUCCGAAUUGCGGCAUUGGAUACACGUGCAAAGUGGUGAAGCACCCGGACAACUGUCCCAUCUGCAAAUGCGUGCCCUGUGACGACAAGCCUUGCGUGCCAAAGGAAGGCUUCGGAUGUACCUCCAUCCAAAUGGCCACCGGUUGCCGGAUGUGCCGCUGCCUGCCCUGCAGGGAGCUCAAGAGUUGCGAGGCACCGUGCACCAAGCAGCGCAACUCGGCCGGCUGUCCCGUCUGCGACUGUCCCGGAACCAAGGGACCCUUUGGCACGACAGCCGGCAACCCGGAAGUGGAAAGCAUGCCUUUCGACUACCAGAACGAUGCCGAGAACAGCUUCGACCCAUGAGACAGCGGAGUUGUGCAGUGCGAGCCUGUUAUUCAUGUGUUUUGACAUUGGACUGGUAGGCGCAGCUGUGCCUCGAUUCAGUGAGCAAUGGCUUGUGGACCUGCGUCGUUUUAAUAGUCUCGGCAGAGUUACGGCGUUGAUGCAUUCGUGAAGCGCUCGCUCAGCUGAUCGUCACCAUGUAAGGUAUCGGCGCAAGGAACCAAGCCGGGUGUGCUAGACAUGUCCCUAUCGAUGACUUGAACGCAGCUGGUCAUGAAAGAAUGUAGCGAAACGAAACGCGACAGCUUAAGGUACACUUUACGCAAUGUUCCCCGAGUGCGAGAUCUCUCUCAUAUACUUGGCUGUUUUUUGUGUGUUUUUUUCUAAUCGAGAGUAGGCUUUUUUUUUCUAGAAAUCCCUGAAAGCGAGAAAUGCUCGAUACUUUCGCCUGGACAAAACAGCAUUGCCGUUUGUCUAGCUUAAGCUGAAGUGCCCCAACGUCUCGUUAAAGCAUCGUCCGGGUGUGGUCGUUCAAACCGCGAAUUACUACUCGUAUCUAAAUAGUUUACCGUAACUGACGUGGAAAAUACCUCCCUACUUGAGUGUCAGUACGUGUAGAGGAUAGGUCAGUUAUGACCAAGGCCCGUGCUCAUCUUGGCCACACCCUUGAAGAUGUUUCCAACCAGAACGAUUUGGGUAUCGUACGCGCUGCACACCAAUGGGUGGCAGCCGGCGCGGGACGCUGGUUGCUCCACCUUCCAUCUUCAUUAAAAACAUUGUACAUUCCUGAGGCAGUCAGAUGGGACUCAUGCGCGGUCGACGCGGUACACUUGGCGACUUCACUUAAUGGUACAUGGCAUGUAAAUGCUCAAUUCACAUAAAUGACACUUCGUCAUCGUUUUGCGUAAAAAACAAAACAGAGAGUGCCCUUUGCACGAAACACGAAAUCUCACGCCAGAUUUCACCUUGUGUGCAUCUGCAUGUAAGCGCAUUAAAGAGGAAAUACAGGCAGCGAAAUGAACGAGACACGGCUUCUAUGUGCACGUUACUAAAGCCGCUUUAGAUGUGGAUUCAACGAACUUGACAAGUACACGCUACACACAAUGGCUGCUUAUUUUUGAGUCCACUUCGUAUAAUUGGGUGCAGCAGCGAGACCCGAAACUCCUGUCGGUAAUUGCUCACGUGUGUGCUGGUCAUCUGUGCUAGUAUUAUAACUGCACGAUGAGCACUAUGCCCACCGCUGAGGGCGAUGAACGCAUCAGAGCAUUUGCCAAGAAAAUGUUUACACUUCAUAUAUCAUGCUACAGACGUCAUUUAAAACACUAAUGUACGUUUUAAAAUGCCUGCAGAACAAUCAGUUGCACUAUCACUUAUAGGCACUACAAUUUACGUUGUUUCACAAGUCUUGUUCCGAAGGUUCUGCAUGGAGAAGAAAUUUCAUAACAUGCAACUAUAUUUUAUUGUGGGUUAUAUCAGCGUUGUGUACAAAUGCUCACCAUGCAAAGCUCUACCGUAAGUAUUUCGUGUUCACCCGACACCCUGGCUCGACAAUGAUGUGGAAGCACUGUACAAGUGGCAGUUCUGUGGCUUUUCGAAAUAAGGAUUAAUCAGCGAACCAAAGCAUUGCACGAGAUUUUCGAAGUGAUGUUGAGAUUUGUGGGCUGAUGUUUACCCUAUGCACGUAGCCUUCAACCGUCCAAUUUGAAGAAACUUUGAGCAGCUUCAGCCUAAUCUGAAAGUAGGGCCCUCACAACUGCUUCGCCAAAAAUUUAUUAGCCAGUCAAAGGCCACAAGUUACUCCAUUCUAUCGCUUACGCGUAAGAUCUUCAUAUGAAAGCAGCACAUGUUUCGUGCUUUUGAAAAUCAGCCUCGUCACAUCAAAAUGACGCGCUGUGUAGGUUGGCAUCUGUGUUUGACAUCGAAAUCUGCCGCUGCGGUUUGACAACGACUCUGUUUGUGUCGAGACUUGCGAGAUCCGUUGUGCGAUGCCUGAUGUGGAGCAUAGUCACGGCUGCUUUACGCGUUAAAAACAUGAACACUGAUAGUCUGCAAUUGUGUGUUUUUUUUUUAAACCCAGGCACUGCAUUCGUGCCUUAAAUGAAACAACAGAACAGCGCAAGACGCGUCAAAAGCGCUAAUGAAUGCUGUUAGUACAUUUUCAAAUGCCAAAGUACCUUUUUUGAUGUAUUCAUUAAAAGAUUUAAACAUAC
This is a messenger RNA of Rhipicephalus microplus (southern cattle tick), 2768 nucleotides long. RefSeq lists its product as uncharacterized. The record is from RefSeq and is a predicted model, not a curated record. NCBI's taxonomy places the organism in Eukaryota, Metazoa, Arthropoda, Arachnida, Ixodida, Ixodidae.